Molecule: messenger RNA, 14703 nt
Organism: Xyrichtys novacula (pearly razorfish)
Lineage: Eukaryota; Metazoa; Chordata; Actinopteri; Labriformes; Labridae
Source: the annotation of a GenBank genome assembly
GAAUAAUGAUAAUAAUGAUCAAGAUGGCUACUACAGAAUCCUCCUUGCGGUAGCUAAACACUAAUUUCAUGGAAGCGCUUAAAACUAUCUUCUCCCGUAGUUUAAGUCCCUCGUAGGCGGCGGGGUCUGUGCCGGGGAUUGUUGUAUAUGGAUUAAAAGGGGCUGAGAGGAGAUAAAAGUGAUUGUGUUGCCUGCAGCACUCAUUCUGAGGAAGCUAAGCUAGCAGAGCAAACAGCUAGCUGCUGUACUUGUCGAGAAGCUCCAGGUUUCAAAGCCCCGCGGCGGCUCACAGGAGAGCGGCGCUCCCCGAUCCGUGUGCCCGGUAGUCGGACGGAGAGGGUCAGAUGGCAGAGCCGAGGAAAGUGCCGUUCGUCACCCUCUCAUCCUUCAGCACCGCCUCUCCGACGACCCCGGAGUCCAGCAAGAAGCGCCGCCGAGAAGAUGAGGCCGCCGAGAUCACUUUUGGGAAAGAUGGAGGUGGAAGUGCGGCGGGGGUCGGGUCAGGAGGAGGAGGUGGUGGUGGAGGAGGCGGCAGCGGCGGCGGGGGUCUGUUUGGACACACGAAAGGAGGUGAUGCUGAGACCGAGGAGAGGAAACCCACCGUCCGACUCAACCUUACCCUGACCGAGCCCAAUGAGAGGGGGUCCUCCGAGUUCAACUACGGAGAGCUGGUCCACUCAACUUCAGUCACUCAGGUCAGAAACUCAGCUCAGAUAAACAGGAUGGGGCCUAACCUGGAACUAGAUCUAGAUUUAGUGCCAGGCUAAUGUUGACUUGUGCCCACAAGAUAAUUAUCAUGAGCUCACCACACAUUAUCUUGUUUGUUCAAGAUAAUUGUGUUGUGCAACUAAGUAUCUUGUGUGCACGAGGAAAUAACUUGCUCCUGGUUGGGCAUACUGUGCACAUAAAGGGUAUUUACUUGUUCCUACAACAAGAUCAUACAUAAUGUCUUGUUUCAAUCAGAUAUGUAUGUUGUGUGCAUGGUAUACUAUCUUGUUCAUAGUAGUUAAUCUUGCCCAAAAUAUCUUGUUCUUACUAGAUAAUUAUGUUGUAUGAAGAUUAAAACUCUCAUAUUUAUCAUCUGAAUACAAAAUGAUAUCCACUUCACAAAAUAUAUUAUUUAUUCCCACAUAGUUAUGUUGCGCACUAAAGAGAUCUUGUUCCAAUCAGAUAUGUAUGUUGUGUGCAUGAUAUAUUAUCUUGUUCACAGUAGUUAAUCUUGCGACUUGCCCAAAAUAUCUUGUUCUCACUAGGUAAUAAUGUUUUAUGAAGAUUUAAACUCUCAUAUUUAUCAUCUGAAUACACAAUGAUAUCCACCUUAUGAACUACGAGUUUCCACAUAGUUAUGUUGCGCACUAAAGAGAUCUUGUUCUAAUAAGUUACUUAUACUACACCCUCAUACUCUUAACUUGCAGCAACACUGUAGUAUCUUGUGUGCACAAGAUAAAAACUUGUUCCCAGUAGAUAGUCAGAUGGUGCGCAACAUGUUUUUACUCAUUCCUACGGUAUGAUUUUCUUGAUGAUUCAAGAUUAUAUCUUGUGGGCAAAUGGUAUUAACCGGUUCUUGCAACAUAAUAAUAUUGUGCGCCAAAAAUAUCUUGUUAAAAUCAGAUAUUUAUUUUGUGUCUGUGAAAAAUUAUCAUGUUUCCAAAGGAUAAUUUUAGUUUAUGCCCACGAUAUCUUGUUCCCAUUGGAUAAUUAUACUUAAAAAUAACAUUUGAACUUGAUUGUUUUGGUGUUUAUCAUUUGAAAACAAGAUAAUAUCCUCUUCACAUGAGAUGUUACUGGUUCCCACGUGAUUGUUUAGCAUGUUAAUAUCUGAAAUGCACAAGAUACAACUUACAAACUAUUACACACUGCAACAGAGUGUUCAACUUAUACAGUCAUUAAAUAUUAGGAUGAUCAGGUAAAAAAUUGGACAUGCUCAUUUAAUGGUAUUAUACAAUUUUUAAGGGUUUCUGUUUCUCUUAAAAAUGAGGUGAAUCAGCUCCACUACGGCUCUAUCCUUUUGGUUUGAUUUACCAGGAAGAAAGAGAGAGGGGUAUUUUCAUACGUUUUUAUGUUGUGCCCAAUCGAGGGUCAAGUAUCUGUGGCAUUUUGUGAGUUCACACUAGAAUUUAAACCGUGUGUGUUCACACAGAUAAGUGGGGCUCAGCCCUUGGAGACAUUUAUAUGUAUGAGACAGAUUAUGUGAAAGUCUGCUGGCAAACAGAGAUUAGAGGGACCAAAAAAAUAAGAUUUUAGAGAAUUUUACUCUGGACUAAAAGAGAAAAAUAUGUUGUUGUUUUUUUGCAUGAAGGUGAAAACUGGAUUUUUUUCUUGCAAUAUAAACUUAAAUCCACAGUUAAACAUAUUUAAAAACAAUGACCCAUGUAAAAACCGUUCCCGUGAUGUACUCAACAUUGAUUUAUUUUGACUGUUUUUGAAAUAAUUAAGACUGGAAACGUCAAAGUAUUAAGGAAAAAAUCUAAUGUCUGUUUACAUGUGCUUUUGUUUUGAUGCAGCAGACAGGCUAUCAGAAUUGAAGAUGCUGAGUUAUCUUUUUUUUUCAAUACCUUGUAGAGGUGAAAAUACAAUUAGAACCCUGUACAACGUGACUUAUCGGCUGCAUUUAUGCUCAACCGGAAGGACUUAAUAUACAACAAUACACUCUUUUUUUUUUUAUCCUGUCACCCAAUUGUAUUAUUCUGGCCUGUGUAAAUCUUUGUUUGUUUGUUUGGUAGAAACUACUCUAAGAUGUUGACUCUGUUCUAUUUCAAAGUUGUUGUGACUGUUCCAGCGAAAGGUCCUGAAGCAAAUGUCGUGUGGUUUUAAGUUACUCAGUAGCCACAGAUACAUGAAGUUGUCCCGUUCAAAAAUGCCUGACUGCAAAGUUAAAGAUCCAUCUGCUCACACUAUACAAAGAAAAGAAAACUAUGAGACGCCUUUGACUCGUCUCUCUUUUCUUUGUCUGUGUCCGUGUCUCUCUCAGGUAAAGCCUGCAGCCUCAGCGGUCCCUAAAGGACUCGCUCCUCCCCUGGAUCCCAACGAUCCGUUUGCAGAUGAAGACAAGGAGAGACGGGAGGUCGAAGAGCUUGCACGGAAAUUUGAAAAUAAAUAUGUAAGUAUGAUGGUCCGCGGGUGAAAAUAAUCUGACAAACAUCAUGAUCAUAUUUUAUUCAGCUGCAAAUACUUGUCAUACAUGAAGAAGGAUUUCUUUUAACCAAAUGUUUUUGUGUUUGUUUCUGUCUCUGUCCGCAGGGUGGCUGCCCUAAGAAGAAGAAAAAGGACAGGAUGCAAGAUCUCAUCGAUAUCGGCUACGGCUACGACGAGACCGACCCUUUCAUUGACAAUUCAGAGGCUGUGAGUUUCCUUUUCCAGCCCAAAACAAACACGUCUCCUGUCCUGACUCUGUCAUGUUCACUUCACUUUCUUCAUCAGCUUUUACAUUUAUCCACAGUUUUGCAGUACUUGACAGACGCAGUUUCACAAACAAGAAUCAAAUGAAGCUUUGCCUUCAUGAAGUUCAUCUCAUCACCACAAACUUGCAUAUCUUGUGGGCGUCCCAGUUUUAUUGCUUCUAAUCUUUUAUAAGCACGUUUUGAACGUUAAUAAGAUCGCUUUAAUCUCUCACAGUUGUUAGUUAAGUGCAGUGGAUUUGUGGAUCCAUGUGAUUGAAAGUAGCAGUAGUGUUUUGUUUUAUCUCCUUCUCAUUAUCAUUUUAGGAUUUUAUUUGAUUUUUUUUUAGCUGCUACUUAUAAAAACUGUUUUUCUGAGUCACGUUACUGAAAAGGAUUUCACGUGUAAUUAAGUUCUUUAUCAGAGAAGCUUUUCUCAUAUUUAAAGGCUCUGUAGGACAUUUGUGACUGAUGCCUUUUCAUGACCUACAUAGUAAAAAUGAAAGGAUCAGACAUAAGAUUGGUGAUUUCUUCAUACAAAAUUGGAGCGCCUGAGUUUAGGUCAGAUUUUCAGCAAACAAAGCUGGGUCGAUAUCUGGCACUCACCCUGAAGUUUCUAAGUUUAGAGCUCUGCUGGAAAUGUUUGGCGGUGUGAAGCAGGAGGAUUUUUCUGUCUUUUGAUAAUAUUCUCUUGACAUAAUGUUACUAGAGCUGGAUUAGCUAAAAGACGUGAACAUGUGCUUCUGAAGUUUUGCAAAGUGAAGGUGUAAAACGGCUCAGAAUACUGGCCUGAGCAAACGUCACCGCUCUUGGAGGACUAUAGAGUCAGGCUCGAGGUAUUCUUACUUUGACCUCUGCGUACGCAUGUGCAGGACCUUUCCCUGUGUCUAUUUGAAGAGUCAGCUGAGCACUACAAGACACAGACACAAAAUGCAGUAUGUUCUUGGGAUGUAAUGAUGUUAUUUAUAAUGUACUUAAUUAAAAAGACUUGGAGGUAAAUGAGGUUUAUAACUCUGAAAAGCCUCUGAAGUCCCCCCACUCUGCACGCUUGAGCCUCAAAGUAACUUUAGACCUUGUUCCCCCGUAGAGCUGAUGUUCGAAGUUGAGUAGGUCAUGACAUUUGAUCACGUCAUGAUGACAUUUCAUUUAUUUUGUUGACACAGACGAGAUGACGGUCUCUGCUGUGGAAAAAAAAAAAGACUCUGUGAAGACCUUUUGUUUCGUACCGUCACAGAUCCACAACGGUAAACAAAAGCAGAAGGUUAAAAAGACAAACUGAGGGUAGAAAAAAUAAAUCAAAACAAGUCCACGACUUCUGUGUCCAAACAAGUAAGACAAGCUCUGAUUUGUGCAGUUAGCUUUAGUAGCAGACAUGUAACAGUCAUUUUUACACGUUCUUUUCUCUUUCUCUCUCUCAGUACGAUGAGCUGGUCCCAGCGUCUCUCACCACCAAACACGGAGGCUUCUACAUCAACACAGGAACUCUGCAGUUCAGAGCAGCGUCAGACUCGGAGGGAGAAAACACGAGCGCUGCCAACCCUCACUUUAAGGUCCAUUAUUUCUCCUUCACAUUUUUGUCAACAUAUAGUGACGUUUACAUGAUAUAAAAGCAGGUUAUAGAUGUUUAAAAUCCAGAAAUGCUAGUUCUUUAAAGUUAAUGUCUUGUUUCUACAGAAGAUGAAAGACGGGGAGGAGCGGGUGAUAAAAAAACGGCGGAAAAAGCAGGAUGGUGGGAUUCUGGAGGACAAGAAACCCAGAAAAAACAAAGUACCAAAGAGCGGGUGAGUUUUGAUUCUCCAAUUUUUCAUCUCAGGCUUUUUGUUUUCCAACUUCUCCUUGCUAAGAUGAUAUCCUCUUUUCCAAGUGAACGCUUUGAUAAAUGCAAAGCUGCAAAAAAGUCACACAAACUACACAACACUCAAGAUUUAUCGUGAUUCAGCACCUUCACAGAAUUCCCAUCUCCAUAGAUGUUCUUCCAGCUCAUCUUUUACCAUGUCGGUGUGUUUUCCUGCAGGGUUACAGCCCUGAACAUUCACCGACCAGAGAAGAAGAAGAGGAAGAAGCUGAUGAAGGACUCCCUGCACCUGGCCAACAUGCUGCGCCGCUUUACCCGAGAAAAAGAGGAGAUGCGGAAGAAGAACACGGGUGCAGCUGGUCUGCAACGACCCAACGCCAAAGUGCCAAACGCCAACAGUGCUCUCCUCAACGCCCACCCCAAGGCUGCUGGCAGCAACGACUGCAACAUAUCCGACCUGACCUCCGACCCUGCUGUGAUGUCACUGCUGGGCUCGGCCAAUAACGACAUACUGCAGGACAUGAUGGGCGACCUGGACUUUGGGAUGCUGGACUCGCCUCAGCCCUCCAGUCCGGUUCAGGGAGAGAACGGCUCCUUCGGGAUGGGACACAAAGCGGGUGGUAGCAGAGUGUCACAGGGUAGCAUGAUGACGCCGCCGCCUCCUCUGCCCAGCGGACUUCCGGGGCCGCUCCUAAAACGCAUCGAAGACCUCAGAGCGGUACGAGCGCCUGUUCUCUGCUGGAUUCUUCUGUUAGCUCAAAAUCUAAACUCAGAAACACUUUCAUCAUUUCUGCACAAUUUCUAUCAUUUAAAGAAAUGUUUGACCUAGAAUUAAACCAAAAAUGUGCGUGCUGAAUUUUUAGGAAAUAAUGAACUAAACUUGUUCAAUGUGACAAACAUGAAAAAAUAUCUACUGUUUGUUUUGUAAGAAGAAGAAGGAAGAAGAGAAGACAAACAUUUGAUUGUAGAUUGAAAAGAUUAAAAAAAACGUAGUUUUAAUUGAAAAAUAAUUUAAAAUUGAGUGACAUUUACUAAAUUUAAUAAUUCUUUUUCAUAUUGAAAAAAAUUAAUUAUCAUCUCUCUUUUUAACUCUUUUUUUCCCCUCCAAGAAAACAAAACUUCUUUUGUUUUUAAGCUUUUACUGCUCGACUCUUUACAGUAGACCUUUUUGAUAUAGAAUUACUCCUAAAAUCACCGUUUUCAUCUCUAAAUUAUCACCUUUUAAUCUGAGGUUAUCUAGCGUGUGGCUAAAGCUUCAUGUAACUGCUAUAAACAGGAUGUAGAUUGUGGUUAUAAUACCCAGACCUCCAUUCAAACUAAUAACAAAGACAGAUUGAAUUCUAUGAAUCGCUGCGACAUUUUAAGAUUUUUGUGAUGAAAUUAUUACAAAUGCUCAUAUUGAGUUUUCAAAACUUACCGACUUCCUCUGAUCAAAAUGAUAUUCAUACUUUUGACACCCACAUUUACUUUUGUCUUAAGAAGUCCUGAAAUGGAUGAAAAAUAUUUAUACUAUCUUGUUGCUCUUGUUUAUUUUGCUCUUCAGUGACUCUUAAGCCCAUACAGUUUGAGCACGCUGACUAACUGAAUACAGAUAAACUUAAACUAUGAAUAAUAAGAAAUAAAACAGAACCUGAUAAGAAUGGUAAAGCCCUGAAAAUUUAUAAGCAGAUGAAAAAGUCUGACUGAAUUAAAUCUGAUUCGAAUAAUUCAGGAUUUUGUCCCAGUGCGACUUCUAUCGACAGAAAACGAUUCUGUCAGUCUUUAUCACAGGAAGAUGAAACAUCUUUAAUAUCUUUACUCUUUCAUGUCUGUUCUGUUUGUCAAGAGUUAAAAGCAUUUCUUUAAAAAAUGUGUCUUUUAAUGACUUUUCUAUUUUCCUCUUUGAAGGCGUCUCGUCUGUUCGAUGAAGAGGGCAGGAAGAAAUUCUUCACGUUGGACAUGAACAACAUCCUGCUGGAGUGAGUGCAGCUUAUUAUUUACAUCUCAGUCAAAAUGGGAAAGUUAAUCAAUGUAAAUCUCUGAUUUUUGACUAUGUGUGUGUUUUUGUGUGUGUCAGUAUUGAGCUGCAGGUCCAGGAGCAGCCUGCAGACGUGCGGUCGGCUGUCUACUGUCACCUGGAGGCCUUCGUCCCCUGCAACAAAGAGGCUCUGCUCAAACGUCUGAAGAAGCUCAGUCUCAACAUACAGGUGAGCGAGUGACAGGGGUUUUAGUCUCUGACUCCAAGGCUUCUUCAUCUAUAGUCUACUCAAUAACAGAUUUUCCACAUGAAUGUGUUUCUGUUAAACGUCUGAGUAUUUACCAACUGUAUUUCUGUAACAGCUGUAAGAGUAAAAAAGCAGAAACCAUCUGUCCUCUGCUCAAACUCCAUUGGUGGAUCUGAAAUAGCUCAGUUAUGUCAUUUCUUUUGUGAGAGCUUGGAUGUUUACAGUGGUGCCAGAUUUUACCAGGAGAUACAGCAGUGACGUUAGAUUUCAUGUCUUUGAAUAAUACGGUCGAGUGGAAGCACAUUCAGUGAGAAUCAAACUGGGUUAUUGAACGUGUUAAAUGAAAAUCUGAUUAGACAACCUUUAAAGCGGUAAAAAAAAAUCAUUAUGCGGCUGAUUAUCUUGUAGUCUGAACCCUGUCUUAGCCUCUACAUGCUGCGUUGAUUAUCUAAUUAAACGUAGCAGCACCAAAAGCCCCAAAAUAAACUCAUAGCUCAAUGAUACUGUGCUUGAGACUUCAGUGUAAUGCAGGAGAUUUGCAUUCUGGUCAUAAGAAAUCAGUUUGAAUUGAUGUGUAAGGUGUCAUAAAAACAUCUGAUCUGCAUAUGUUGUAGGUAAGACUGUUUCAGCUUGAAGGUGCAUGUCAGUGUUUCUGUAAAGACAGUCUUGUCUCUGUCAGAGCUGUGUUUCCUGGCUUUGUGCCUUUCACUCAGUUAUAUAUUUAGCUUGUGAAUAUGCAGCCCUGCGUGUGUGUGUGUGUGUGCGCGCUUGAUUUCUGACUGUGCCAAUCCCCGUCUCCCAGGACGACCGUCUUCGAACGCCGUUGCUGAAGCUCAAGCUGGCAGUGUGCAGCGUGAUGCCAGAGCAGAUCGCUCGGUACAACAUGGACUGUCUCGCUAAAGUAGCAAAGUAAGGACGCUCCUGAAGACAGACGGGGAUCUUCUUUUUUUUCUGAAAAUCAUAAAUAUUUAAAGGCGCUUUGACAUGCGUGUGUCUGUGUGUGUUUGCAGGCAGCAGUCUGAGGAAGGAGAGAAAAACGGGUCAGAGGAUGAUGAUGAGGAGAAACCAGGGAAGAGGGUGAUGGGCCCUCGGAAGAAGUUUAUCUGGGAUGACAAACUCAGGUCAGGUUUACUCUUUAAAGUCACCAUGUACAAAGACCUCAUCCUGGUCUCCAACCUGAUGCCUUGGAUCCACAAACAUGGACUGAAAUGUCCUAGCAUGAGUGUUUUCAUCACUCAGUCUGCUGUUUAAGUCACUAACUUCCUCUCUUCCUCCAGAGCGUUGCUGUGUAACCUGGUGCGAGUGAAGCUGAGCUGUUAUGAGCUGGAGGGUAAGAACUCUCUGUCUCUGGAGGACUACCUCAAAGCCUUCAUGGAGACUGAAGUGAAACCUCUGUGGCCUAAAGGCUGGAUGCAGGCCAGGUGUGUGUCUUGCCAAGAAGAUUCAAAAUAACCGUCUGCUGUAUUAUAUAUCUUUGGUGCCCAGACUGCAGCCCACUCAAUGCUCACUCACUCACAUCUACAUGGAUAUGAAGUUUCUGAUUUGCUUAUUUCUGAUUACAGGAUACUGUUCAAAGAGAGCAUCAUGGCUCACGGUCACCUCACAGGCUACACGUGAGUGUGACGACUCCUUAUUUCACAGUUUGUUCUCAUAACUGAGCGGCUGCUUCAGUUGUCCUCACCAGUCGUGUUUUUGUCUUCCAUGCAGAGCAAAGAAGAAGAUGGUUCCUACCCCCAAGACCCCAAAGCCAAAGGUAACACUUCAUUUAAGAUGAAACUGACUUAGAACUUCGUCGAACUGAAAAUGCUGCGAGGACAACAUAUCAAAUGUUCAAACUGAAGAAAAGUGACUGUUUUUCAGAUUCAAUGCCAGCAACAUACAGUAUUUUUUAAACGUCUCAAUGAUGAGAUUUAUUUUCAACACUGGGAUUAAAACAGACAUGACUCAGGAGAUGAAAUCAGUCCAUUAAUUUAAAUUCACUUAAAAAGAAACUGUUACCUGUGACAGUCGUUACAGAUGCAGGUUAAAACUGUACAGAGUAAAGAGGAAACUAGAAUUAAACAGGAUCUAGAAAUGCUGUUGACUUCUCUAGAUCUGAAUCUGUCCUGUGGUCUGAGAAGAUCAGCUAACAGGUCAAAGCCAGAAUCCCUGAUGGUAUGGAGUUCAUCUGUUUAAAGGUCUCCUAUUAUGGCAUUUUUCUUCAAGUUUCAAUUAGUGCCAGAGGUUCCACAGUAGUAAAUUUGAAGUUUGUUGUCUAAAACACCAGUUUAUUUGUGGAUAUCAGCCAGCCUGUAUCCGCCUAGACAUCCAUAUAUUUCUGCAAGACAAUACCAAAUCAUAUUCUGCACGUAUUACAACAGCAUGGCUCUGAAGUAGAAGAGUCCAGGUGCUAAACUGCCCUCCUGCAGUCCCAACUUGUCAUUCAGUGAAAACAUUGGGUUUAUCAUAGAACUACAAAAACGACAAAGGACACCACAACUCUUGAGCAGCUGGUAUCCUGUAUUAGUCAAGAAUAGGACAUUUCACUUUCAGAACUCCAGAAACUGUUUUCUUCAGCUCUGUGACGUCAACAGAGUUUCUGUUAAAAGAAGAACAACACAGUGAAAAAGAUUCCCCCCUACCCAACUGGUUUAAAACACAAGGCUCCCAUCAAAUUUGAAAGAGCUGAUUUUUUCUUUAAAACACUGAAAUCUUAGAGUUUCAGUAUUUGGUCAGUGGUCUUUUGAGGAGAUGUAAAGGGGGACUUGUCCUCAAAUAAAAGAGUAAGAUAGGUUGAAGUUUUGGAUUAUCAUGUGGUGUAAACGUGAAUUUUUGUUGUUCCAGGAGGCUGUGUGGGUUCAGCGGUCCACAUCGUCAGUUGGUGCCACCCCUUCCCCCGCAGCUCAGGUUGCCAAGCGACCGCCUCAGUCCCCGGCUGAGCCCAUAUGUCUCGAUUCCCUCGACGGGGAUUUGACUGCCCCCCCUAUGGACUCCAUCUCGCAGGCUUUAGCCAUCCUCGGUAGCGCGGCCAAGGGACUCGCUCACGGGGACAGCCCCCCCUCCCCUGAUGGACCCAAAACUGCCCCUAACCCCUCCUCCCUCCACGCCUCCUCGCUCCUCCAGCAUCAGAAAAAGAACUCAGUCAGCACUCCCAGCUCCAACACACCUCACUACAUCUCUACCUCUUCGUCUUCCUCCACCCCUCUGUCCCGACCUUCCUCCGUCUCGUCCUCUCCUCUGCCCUCCAUCAGGGUGGACGGGAUGGGGGCGGUCAAGGGUGCUGUUCAGGUACACAGACACUCAGUGCUGAAUGCUCAAAGGACUUUAGGUGUGGGCGUGGCUAAAGCUAACAUGCCCGCCUCAGCGUCACCGCCCAAACCACGCCCACCACCCACUGCAUCUCCUCUGGUGGCGCCGGGAUCAAAGAUGGGGGUGUCCACUCCUCCGUCCAGCCUCCUCAAAGGCAGCAAUAAUAAUAAAGCCAACAGUGGUGACACACUCAUCAUCACAUCGCCUCAGUCUCGCUUCCACACCCCCUCAUCUGCCUCACACAUGACCCCUAAAACCUUCCAGACGCCCCGCCUGCCCCAAACCUCAACCACUAAAUCGUCCCCCUCCCUCCCCCAGACCCUCUCUGGAGUCCAGCCCCAGCCUCAGUCUAACUUCAUCACCCCUAUGCACGCCACCCUCACCAAGUCUGCCCACAGCAGCAUCCCGCCCAUCGUCAAACUCACGCCGCGCACACCCAACCCUAUUGUCACCACCACCCCCACCUCAGGCUCAUCCUCCAUCUCCUUAACCCCCCGGUCUCAGGCGACCCCCACCAUACACCAGUACUCCCCCAAGACCCCAACAGGUUUCCGCCCGCCGUUCUCAGGUGCCCAAGGAGGAGUGACCAAGCCGGGGCAAGGCAGCUACACUCCUCCAGGCAGCCAGAAGACCCCCACCAACAACAGCAACAACAGCACCACCAACGCCAGCCUUAUAAACACCAUCUCCAUAAGUAAGCAUUCAGGAUCCAGUGCCUCCCCCACAGUGGCCUCCACCAACCCAGGCCAGCGCCCGAGGCCGGGGGGCGGGACACCUCAGGGGGCCAAGUCGGUCGUGUCAGUCCCAUCCUCAUCUGUAUCGUCUCAGUUACCACAGGUUUGUACCGCUAACAUUCACAGAGUUACUUAAAGGGAUAUUCCUUGCUGUAUAACCCCUUGUGUCUCCUCAGGUCUCCACGUCAGGUACUGGCAGUCUGCUGGGCUCUCCCUCCUCUCUUCCUCUGGGCUUUGGGGGCCUGCUAGGGGGCCUGGUGCCCGUCUCCCUGCCCUUCCAAUUCCCAACACUGCUACCCAAUCUGCCCCCGCUGGGUACGGCGGGCUCCAGUACGGCGGCCAGCGGCUCGGCAGCCAGUAGCAACGCAUCGUUCUCAACCCUGACCCAAAGUGAGUGACUUAGCGGGGCAAAAACUCUGAAACUAUAAUCAAGAGCACUUUUAUUUUCAAAAAGUGAAAGAGCUUCUUACCAAAGUGAAGUUGGAGUUAGGGCAGCAGUUCUGUUUAGUGAAGCUUAAUCAUGCCCACAAUUGGACGCUGACUUCAAAUAUCACUGAGCACAAACCAGCCACAGCAACUUUGUGAUUUUUUUCAAAUUAAUGUCAACAGAAAAAAAAUUAUCUCAUUAAAAAGGGGAAAUAUUUGGGUUAAAGAAGUCAAAGAUAAAAAAAAAGAAAGUCAUGUAUAAAUCUAUUUUUGAUGCGCAUUAAAAUCUAGUAUCAGUGGCCAUCUUAGCCUGUAACAUUUUGGAUGGAUUUCACAUGAGUGGACGCUCUGGAUUUUAAAACAGGGUGGAGAUUAAUGUCAGACACACAGCAAAAGUUUUCCUCACAUUUUAACAGAAUUGAUCACAAACAUUAGUUUUUGGUUUGAUCGUCUGUCAUUGAGGAGGAGAUGAUGGUGAUACUGGCCGAGGCCGACUCAAAGCCAGUUAUAUCAAAAUGCUUCAGUUGGUCCAGUAAAUGUGCUGACUCACUGAUCUGUCUGGUUCUGAUGAGUCGGCCAAUCAAACGGUCAAAUACACGAUUUUCAUCAUCAAUCACACUUAAAACCAAGACUGAAUUUAGAAUCAGUUUGUUAAUUCAUAUUAACAAUUAAAAGGUGUUCUUCUUCUUAGUGUUUUCAUUUGGGAUCAUGUAGUUUGGGGUAAAGGGAUAUUCUGGUGUAAAAUUAAUUUAGGGUCAAACACACCAUAACACCGAGUUAGACAUCCCCUCAGGGAAUGAAUGUUGCCGACUGCUUGCUUCUCUAGUUAUACCAACUUAAAUAACGACCGCAGGAUAGCAAUACACAGCGGUCUGAGGAGCCAUGAACGAACCUGAACCAAAACGCCACUUUAUAGCCAGAAAUAAUGCUCAGAACAGCACCUAACUUCAUCAACAGUACAUAAAGGGUCCAAGCCAUAGUACUAGCCACCAAACAUCUUUUUAACUUUUCCUGAUUUCUUUAGCAAAGAGACUAAACACAACUUACCUACUCUCUUCCAGCAGCCGCUUGUUUGUAGCGAGACCUCGGGCCAGUUCAUUAUGGGCUGCGGUGGGUUGGAACAUUAAUGUUCUUCCUUGAGCUGCGUCCCCCCGCUGCAGUCUGUAAUAAACUGGCCCGAGGUCUCACUACAAACAAGCGGCUGCUGGAAGAGAGUAGGUGAGUAGUGUUAAGUCUCUAUCAUGUGGUUGUUACUAAAGUUGGUAUAACUAGAGAAGAAAGCGGCCAGCAACAUUCAUCUCUCAACUCAGUGUUAUGGUGUGUUUAACCCUAACUUAAUUUUACACCAGAAUGUCCCUUUAAAUCACGACUCUCCUUCUGACUUUGGUCAUUCUGCUCAAUGCUGACAGUGCUAAUAUUAAUACUCAUUCGGUUGGGUGCUGUGUGUGCCUGAAGGUGGCCCUGCUGCUGUCUUGUCUGGUUGUUCCCGUAUAGAAACUGUCUUGUGUUGAGUGUUUGAGCAUCAUUUGUGUCAAAUGUCAAAUAUCACCAUAUUGUGCGUCAAAUGUAAGCUUGUGAUUUUUCUCCUGUUUGACAUUAUUCCAUUUUGUUUGCCUCAUUUCCCCCCAAACUUCUCCUUUAUUUUUCACUCUUUCUCCCUAAAAUGACGCCAAAACUCUGUCGGCUCCUCCCCCAUCUGUCUCUCAUCUUGUCCGACCUUUCCUCAUUUUCUCCUCGGCUGUCCUUCACCUCUGCGCCCCCUCGCUCCUUCCUUUCCCUUCAUCUCUUUUCCUUCACUCUUUCCUCCCUGUUUCAUCUGUCUCCCCUUACCCCUCUGUCUCCCUCCUUGUCCCCCUGUCCUGUUUCCUCAGAUCUGUAUAAGAGUCUCCAGUCAGGGUCUCAGGUUGCUCUGCCUCCUCACUUGCAGCUCGCUUUCUCAGGUAAAAUCUGACGCACCUAAAAAGCCUGCUCCAUGACUCCUCCCUUCUUUCUCCUCCUCUUCCUCCCCCCCGCCUCCCUUUUUAAGUGUUGGGUGUUUUCUAUCUCAGGUUUUCUGUCUGGUCCUGUUUCUGGUCUCUGCCUGUGUGUAGAUGAAUGCAUGCUUUAUGUGUUUGUAGCUGUCUAUAUAUCUUAUUUUUUACCUUUUAUAACAAUUGAAGUGCCGUUUCAUCCUUCCCCAGAUGUCACUCAAAGCCAGGGAGGAGACGCAAAGAGGAAGACUCUAUGAUACGACCGAAUUUCAAUGCCACACAAAGACUGAGGUAUCUGGACAAGCGGGGAUGGACCGUGACUUUGGGUUGCAGGGACUCUUUUUAGGGCUCUGAGAUGACGACUGGGUCACACUCGCUCCUUUUUCUCAUGAAUUUCACAGCUAAAUCUAACUUUUUAAGACAAUUUUAAGACUUUGAAAUAUAGAAUCAAAUGAAAUUAUGUUUACAACAUAGACCUAUAUCACUGUGGACAGGGGGAAGGAAUGAAUGGGAUUUUUAGGUGUGUAUGGGUGUGUGUGCACAUGAAAAGGGUGUGUGUGUGUGUGUGUGUUUGGUUAGUGGGAUUGAACGUGUGCCUCGUGUGUGUCUCCCUCUCUGAUGCAUGGUCAGUGUGUCUAUUUGGUGCUGUUUUUAUCUUGUAAUUAUCACCUGUAAGAAAUGUAAACUGCAAAUUUGAAUUUGAGCUUUUUUCAAUGAGAGCUAUACACUUUUUCAUUGUACUUGAAUUCUUCGGUGAAUUCCUGACUGUAUAGAGCUCGAACCGACUUUUAAUUAAAUUUUUUCCCUCGUUAUGAAGUUUUUAAUUCACAUUUAAAUGAUUGUUGGCAGGUUUUACCGAAAAGUCAAGAGGUGCUUUUUGAUUUGAACACACUGAGCCUGGUUCUUCAA